Rattus rattus (black rat) is the source of this 732-nucleotide messenger RNA. RefSeq names its product cystatin-C. The record is from RefSeq and is a predicted model, not a curated record. Bases 70 to 492 code for a protein of 140 amino acids. Gene Ontology annotation, molecular function: cysteine-type endopeptidase inhibitor activity. Lineage: Eukaryota; Metazoa; Chordata; Mammalia; Rodentia; Muridae. The transcript is spliced from 3 exons.
CUCUAUCUCUGACAAUUGGGUAAAAGCUGCGCUGUCCUCUCCUCUGCACCGACUCUGUCCUGCCGAACCAUGGCCAGCCCGCUGCGCUCCUUGAUGCUACUGCUGGCCGUCCUGGCCGUGGCCUGGGCCGGAACCUCCAGGCCACCCCCGCGAUUGUUGGGAGCUCCGCAGGAGGCAGAUGCCAGCGAGGAGGGCGUGCAGCGAGCGUUGGACUUCGCCGUAAGCGAGUACAACAAGGGCAGCAACGAUGCGUACCACAGCCGCGCCAUACAGGUGGUGAGAGCUCGUAAGCAGCUUGUGGCUGGAAUAAACUAUUAUUUGGAUGUGGAGAUGGGCCGAACUACAUGUACCAAGUCCCAGACAAAUUUGACUAACUGUCCUUUCCACGACCAGCCCCAUCUGAUGAGGAAGGCACUCUGCUCCUUCCAGAUCUACAGCGUGCCCUGGAAAGGCACACACACCCUGACAAAAUCCAGCUGCAAAAAUGCCUAAGAGCUGAGUCUCAUAGGACCAUGCCAAUGGUCCCUUACUUGUUCCCCUUCCCUGUAGUGUUUUAUCCCUGAGAAGGGUGCUCCAGCUCUGGAGGGCAUCUCCAGGGUGUUCCCACCAGGAGACAGUAAAGAAGCUGCUGCAGGCAGGUUCUGCACGUCAGAACAGCUGUCCCCUGGUUCUAGUCUUCUCCUUGCAGUACCUGUCAUACCUUGCUCUUGCUCAAUUAAAAAAUUUAAAAAA